Molecule: messenger RNA, 1126 nt
Organism: Owenia fusiformis
Lineage: Eukaryota; Metazoa; Annelida; Polychaeta; Sabellida; Oweniidae
Source: the annotation of a GenBank genome assembly
CAUGGUCACAAGAAAUAGUAUGGCUGAUCUACAAUGGCGUCGACAUAGAGAAGUCAAAGCAGAGCCCUCUAAUGGAACGUUUCCCAUUCAUGGAGAUAUCCCCCAGAAUUGAUUUCAUCAAAGACAUGCCGAGACCAAAACUCUUAAAAACUCAUCUUCCUCACCAUGGGUUACCUACUAGUUUCCUGAACCAAUCAAAUGACUCCAAACCAAAGAUUGUAUACGUUGCUAGAAACCCAAAAGAUGUUGCCGUUUCUUUUUAUCAUUUCUAUCGCUCAAACAAACACCUUGGUAAUUUCAACCAAGGAUGGAAUGAAUAUUUUGAAAUGUUUAUAUCAGGUUACAUCGUAUAUAGCGACUGGUUUAGUCAUGUGAUCACAUGGUAUGAAACUGCGAAAAAAGAUUCUUUGAUCUUGUUCAUGAAGUAUGAAGAUAUGAAACGAGACCCUCAGGAAGAAAUCAGAAAAAUUGCUAACUUCCUCGGUAAAGAUACCAGCAAUGAAAUGAUUGAAACUUUAAAUGAACAUACAAAGUUUGAAAGCAUGAAGAAAAAUCCCAUGGUUAACUUCUCGAAAAUAUCAGUCAUUGAUAGUUCGAUUUCACCAUUCAUGCGCAAAGGAGAAAUCGGAGACUGGAAAAAUUAUUUCACUGUUGCUCAGAAUGAACGUUUCAUGGACAUUUACAAUGAAAAAAUGAAAGACACGGAUCUGUCAUUUCAAUUUGAGUAAAAGUGUACUCCUUCAAAGGUUGGACAAAUCUAUGAUCAUGAAAAAGUUAAAAUUGUAGCUAUGCUAGCACUCCUGAAUUUAACUGUUGACUGACGGGUGACAAUUUGAUUGCUACAGUAUAUUAAAGCCAUCUUAUUUGAAUAUGAAUAGUACCUGCUGUGCAUCUUGAUGCUGCUAGCUAUCAUACCAAACCCACUUGCUGACCUACAUUUAUUCUGCCUAUUUAAGCAGCAACUAACGACAAGCCAUCUGUUUGCAAUUUCAAUGAGUGGAUUUAUCAAAAUCAAUCUUGUUACAGUGGCAUAAAAAAUCACAUGAUCACUGUGAGCUAACUAGUGGCUUGAUUAUUAUCUGAACUUCAAAUUGAUGAGUUUAAUUUACGCACAUUACAAACGAUU